This is a messenger RNA of Notolabrus celidotus (New Zealand spotty), 5956 nucleotides long. It is a transcript of the gene cdk13, whose product is annotated as cyclin-dependent kinase 13. The transcript has 14 exons. Gene Ontology annotation, cellular component: nucleus; cyclin/CDK positive transcription elongation factor complex. Gene Ontology annotation, biological process: transcription elongation by RNA polymerase II; protein phosphorylation; positive regulation of transcription elongation by RNA polymerase II. Lineage: Eukaryota; Metazoa; Chordata; Actinopteri; Labriformes; Labridae. The coding region runs from base 879 to 5147 and encodes 1422 amino acids. The record is from RefSeq and is a predicted model, not a curated record. Gene Ontology annotation, molecular function: ATP binding; cyclin binding; cyclin-dependent protein serine/threonine kinase activity.
GGUCCCAUUGGUCCACACCGACGCGCAGGGCCUGUAGUUUGAAAGCUGUCUGGGCCCAGACGAGGAGUAAGCCACAUUGCGAACAAAGUUACAACAUUUAGAAAUAAAAAAGAAGGAAUCAUUGAGCCAUUCUGUCUGGAACUACUCCCACUCCUCUUGGACCAUGCGGUGGCAACAAUCCGACGGGACUCGAGGAGGCAGACUUGAUUUCCAGUCGCAUUGUUUUAUUGAAUGUUGACUUGAGUUGCAUUGAACUCCACGCAGUGAGAAAAGGAAGCUAGCUGGCUAAUGCUAGCUGGUUAGCUAGUUAGCCGACUCGUGUGUUAUUCACUUCCUUGUUGCACAUUGAAGUGAGAUGGAAGGAGAGAAGAAGUUUGUCAGAGGGAGACGGAGUUAUUUUGUUUCACCCCAACACUAACUGGCUCAUGGAUCUACAGACUUCCACAAACUGCAACAUUUCUGAACUGGAUUUUAGAUGCACAGCGGAUCUGGGCCUUUGCUUUGACCAUGAAAUGGAAUGUCUAGCUGGACUCAGUUAGCUUGUGGAGGCUAACUGGCUUAACCGACUAGCAAAUGUGGAAGAUGUCCGUCCAGGAGUACAAUAGUUGAGUACCGACUUGCUCUAUAAAUGAACUAUAUAUUGUUGAUUCUGUAUUACUGUCUCUGGUAACCAUUGUUCUCACAUCUCCAGCUAGCUAGCUAGCUAGCUUUGUAAUGCUAACGUUAAGCUUCUGAUUCAGCUAGCUAGCUAGGCUAUUUGUGAAUUUGCUAACUAGCCCCAAUGUUUUGUUUCACGACACAACAACAGACACAGCUGAAGUGAAGUUUAUACAUUGAAUAUAUUCUCAACGUGGCUGUAGUGUUAAUUGUGUAGUUAAAUGCCGAAUCCAGAGGUGGUUCGGGAGGGUCGGGGACGUAGCCCCUCUGCUCAGAGGAAUGCUAACAGGCAGGACAGGAGGGGGAAACCGGGGAGCGGUGCUGCUCAGAGGGACAGACCCCGGGAGAAGAGGCGCUCCUCGGCUUCUAGGAGGAAGAAACGCAGGCAGGCCAGGCAGAGAGAGCUGUGGCUUGCAGGUGCAGCAGGCGACCCUGGCAAUAACCGAAAAAGCACUUUUGAAAGAGAGGCUGAACUUCAGACUUUGGUAGAAUACGACGACGUGAGCUCCCAGUCGGAGCGGUUUUCAGGGAGCCCUUCUCCUAAACUUGACCCCCACGCUGACAGCCUAUCAGCGGAUCGACUCAGCGAUGUUGACUUUGGUGAAUAUAAUGGACCAGCAACACCAGACAGAAGCCACCCGAGAGAAAGGGAGGCUGUGUGUAUUAGCAAAGACGGACAAACUAGAGGACCAUCAGAGAGAAGCAAACAGGAGAAGGAGAAGGAGAAGGAGAAGGACAGGAAGAAGGAGCGCCAGAGCCGGGAGAGAGACUCCUCCAAAGCUAGGACGGGGGUCAGCCUGAGUGGGUCUAAAAACCACAGAGACACUACAAGAAGCAGUGACAGGAAUGGCAAAAAGACAUCUACGUCUCAGUCAUCACAAACUGCAGAUAAGAGGGAUUCAAAGCGGCACAGAAGUAAAACGAGGUCUGACAAAGAGCCCCCAUCUGCAUACAGAGAUGCUCCUCAGUCUUACAGAGAUGACCGUGAAGAGCUCAGGGCAUACAGGAGAAGUCCUGGUUUCAAAGCAGAAAGUCCCUAUGGGACGUCUUAUUCCUAUAGCUACCAGUCACCUGGUGGUUACAACCAGCUGAUAUCUAGAAGAAGUCCAACUUAUGGGAGCAAAAGACUCUCUCCCUCUUCCACGUAUUAUAGUAGGGAUUCAGAUGCAUACGGGGCAUACGGUGUGACAAAGUCUCCUAGUUCGUACUCCAGCAACAAGAGGAAGAGAUCCCCUACAAGCCCGGCGAACUGGCGCAGGUCUCCAAGUUAUGGGCGACACAGUCCGUUCGAACAAGGCGAGUUUGGUGCCAGUCCAUACGGGAACCGAAGGAGAUCAAGAAGUCCGUACAGGAAGUCCAUGAGCCCGAGUCCAGAUGUCAGGCGAUCUGCUAGGUCACGCAGCAGAAGUCCGUAUUCAUCCACAAGGCACUCACGUUCCCGCAGCCGCCAUCGCCACUCCCGCUCCCGCAGUCGCCCCUCCAGCCUCUCCCCCAGCACCCUCACCUUCAAAACCAGCCUCGCUGCCGAGCUCAGCAAGCAGAAAAAGGUCAAAGCAGCAGAAGCGGCCGCCAAGGCCAAGAACUCCAGCAACACUUCUACUCCAACCAAGGGUUCCUCAUCCGCUCCCCAGCCCAGCCCCAAGUCCAAUCACUCAUCCAGAAAGGGCCGUCCUCCAUCCCCACCACUACAGCCGGAGAAGGGUCCCAGGACUCCCACGUCGAGUCAGCCUCAGUCCCCCUCCACCAAGAGAGCAUCGGAGCACCAGACCAGCAGAGACAGAGACCCGAAGGGGAAAGAUGACUCAGUGCAUCGUGACAAAAGGAAAGCACUAACUUCUGGACAGAGCAAAGACAAGGAAAGAGCCAGUGUCCCCCUCCUCUCUGCUCUGUCCUCGCUACCACUGCCUCAGACAGUUCUUGAGCACAUGGACAAAGGAAACAGCUUGAAGGACGGUUUGCUCUCAGGAAAGAAGAAGGCAGAGAGAAAGGCUCGUCAGCUUCUUACGGACCUGCCUCUGCCGCCCGAACUUCCUGGCGGCACGUCUUCCCCUCGCAGCCCGCCAGAGGACAAGAAGUCUGGAACAAUUCGUAGACGGCCAAAGAUCUGCGGCCCAAGAUACGGUGAGAUUAAGGAAACUGAGAUCGAUUGGGGAAAACGCUGUGUCGACAAGUUUGAGAUCAUUGGAAUCACUGGAGAGGGAACCUACGGUCAAGUGUACAAAGCUAAAGACAAAGACACAGCUGAGAUGGUGGCUUUGAAGAAGGUCCGACUGGACAAUGAAAAAGAGGGCUUCCCAAUCACCGCGAUCAGAGAGAUCAAGAUUCUGCGACAGCUCAACCACAAGAGCAUCAUAAACAUGAAGGAGAUCGUCACAGACAAGGAGGACGCUUUAGAUUUCAAGAAUGAUAAAGGUGCUUUCUACCUGGUAUUUGAAUACAUGGACCACGAUCUCAUGGGUUUGCUUGAAUCCGGCUUGGUCCAUUUUAACGAGAGCCACAUCAAGUCUUUCAUGCGGCAGCUGCUGGAGGGCCUGGAUUACUGCCACAAGAAGAACUUCCUGCACAGAGACAUCAAGUGUUCCAAUAUUCUUCUCAAUAACAAAGGUCAAAUAAAGCUCGCAGACUUUGGUCUGGCUCGGCUGUAUAACUCUGAAGAGAGUCGUCCCUACACAAAUAAAGUGAUUACACUAUGGUACCGUCCCCCAGAGCUGCUUCUGGGAGAAGAGAGGUACACGCCGGCUAUCGAUGUGUGGAGCUGCGGAUGCAUUCUGGGAGAACUCUUCACAAAGAAACCAAUUUUUCAAGCUAACCAGGAGCUCGCCCAGUUAGAGCUCAUAAGCCGAAUAUGUGGCAGCCCCUGUCCUGCUGUGUGGCCGGAUGUGAUCAAACUUCCCUUCUUCAACACCAUGAAACCAAAGAAACAGUACAGGCGGCGGUUACGAGAGGAGUACGCUUUCAUCCCUCCGUCUGCCCUCGACUUGUUCGACCACAUGCUAAACUUGGACCCCAGCAAACGCUGCACAGCUGAACAAGCGCUAGGCAGUGAGUUCCUGAAGGACGUGGACCCAGACAAGAUGCCCCCACCAGAUCUCCCGCUGUGGCAGGAUUGUCACGAGCUGUGGAGUAAGAAACGCCGGCGACAGAAGCAGGUACCCGAGGAGCUGGCGGCCCCCAAGGCCCCUCGUAAAGAGCUGGGUCUUGACGACAGCCGCAGUAACACCCCGCAGGGCUUCCCUGCUGCAGGAGGUGUCAAAGCUCAGAAUGCUGCAGCUUCUGCUCUGCUGGAUGCAAAGGGUCCAAACUCCCAGCUAACCCAGGAGCAGCUCGCCGUUCUGCUCAACUUCCUCGGCCAGCCAAAGAGCGCCGUCAACACAGCCCAGUUUGUCCAGUCCAUGAGCACGAAGGUCAACCAGGAAACGUUACAGCAGCUCUCCAAAGCUCUCGCUCCCUCUGACCCCGCUGAGCCUCCUCCUCCUCCUCAACCUACGCCCACCAAACCUCCGCAGCCCGCCGCUCCUGCAGGAGUGCCCCGGACGCCCCCGAUGCCCAAACCUCCUUCGCCGCCUGCGUCGGCGCCUUCAGGUAUUCCAGAAGGAGAGGCCGCAGCGGCGACGCAGACGGCCAUGACGAUGCUGCUAGCUCAGCUGCUUCAGGCUCAGCAGGCUCCGAGGCAGGAAGCGGGUGACGGUGGAGAUGCAGCGGAGAGCGCCAACCCUGCGGGUGGAGCAGCAGCAGGACAGCUUCUACCUCCUGAUGUCAAACAGCCUCCUGAGCCCAGCCCGGUCUCUCCAGUUUCUGAAGUUGGAGUUUCCAUCCUGCCUCCAGACCAGAGACCUCCUGAGCCUCCAGAGCCACCUCCACAUGCAGACCUGGACUACCGUCAGCCUCCACCUGAACCCAAGACUGGCCAUGCCCCUCCUAUCGCUUCUGCAGGUGGAGGCGACGGAGGGAGACCCCCAGAGCCAGACUAUCCACCCCUCCCUACAGCAGAGGGGCCAGGAUAUGGGGGAGACUACAACCACCCUCCUCCCCCUCCAUUCACCCCUGCAGGAUUUGGGGAAGGCUACAUGGGUCACAUGUUAGGCGGAGGUCUGCCUCCUCACGCUCUCAGAGAAGUCUUCAGUGGACCUGGACAGGCCACCGGUUCUUCUUCUGCAGCGGGUGUUCUAGCUCAAGCUCAUCCAGACGCCUUCCCUCCGGGCGCAGGAGCCACUGGACCCAGCAGCAUGAUGUUCGCGGGGGACAAAGACCACCGCUUUAAGUACAAUCACAGCCCGCUACCUGUGGAGGGACAGCCCAACCCCAGCGCUAUCCACUUGUACAACCACGCCAUGGCCAGGAAGGACGGCGGACCUCCUCCCCCACCCAUCCCUGCACCGGGACAAGCCUGGGGCUCCCCUUCCCAAGUCGGGGCUCCACCACUUCCCCUCGGCUUCGUCCCACAUGUGAACUCGACAGCAACAAUCAGAGGACGAGGCCUGCCGUUUUGAGAGACGUGAAAAUAUGAAAGCGAACGUUAAAGGCCGGAGCGCUCAGAUUUGAGCCUGGAGCCUCUCAGGCCGGACCAGACAGAUCUGCAGAUGCACACUCGGUUUGUAAUAACUUAAAUCUGUGUCAGGCAGUGUGUUCCUCCUCAGUCUGGAAUGUGGAGUAUGUCGCAGAAGGAAAAAACACCGGAGGAGCUUUUCUUGCUCAUACCAUUUUCAUAUUUUUUUGUAAUCUAUUCUGCUGUCUUUUAAAUUAAACUUUUACCUUUUUUGAGUGUACAUUUAUCAGGCCAGGUACAUUUUAAAAUCUCUACCUUAGCCUUUCUGUAACUGCUCCAGGGCAGUCUAGUAUUAAUGUUUUGCACUACUGACUGAAGUAGGCGGAAACUAUUUUAGCUAUGAGAGGAAAUGGAUGAUGUGCUUUAUCUGCACAAUUAGAAAUAUGACCAGUAAUGUAGUGUCCUCGUUUUUUAUGGCCAUGAUUAUGUUGAAACAAUAAUGGCUCACUUGAUUGGGUUGAUGGCUUGGGUAUCAGCACAGGGAGCUGUUGGAGGGAAAAAAGACUGUUAGUUCCACGGAGAGACUGGUAGCACUUGGAUGACUGCGGUAGAUGAUGUGAUGGAGAAAAUGGAGGCUGUCUUCACUUUAAAUUCCACACGCCUUUUUGCCGGUAGGUGUUGUAAAAUCAUGAGCAGAACAAAAAGUAACCCAAGUUCAAAAAGGAAACGGUCUGUUUUUUUUGUACUAAAAUGAUUUUGUCCCCCUUCCUCCUCCCUUUGGCAAAUGUUUAUUAAAGAAAUGCCAACAAUGUA